This is a messenger RNA of Miscanthus lutarioriparius, 501 nucleotides long. The record is from the annotation of a GenBank genome assembly. NCBI's taxonomy places the organism in Eukaryota, Viridiplantae, Streptophyta, Magnoliopsida, Poales, Poaceae.
AUGGUUCCACCGGCGGCUGCCCAGGGAGCGCGCCGCGCCGCGGUGAUCACGGAGGAGGAGCGGCGGCGCAACCGUAUGACCUCCAACCGGCUGUCGGCGCGCAAGUCCCGCAUGAAGCAGCAGCAGCACGUCGACGACCUGACCGCGGAGAACGAGCGCCUGCGGCGCGAGAACGAGGCGAUGCGCGCCAGCGUCGGCGACGUCCUGCAGCAGAGCCGCGCGCUGGAGCAGGAGAACCGGGUGCUCGCCGCGCACGCGCGCCAGCUGUGCGCCGCGCUCCUACUGCGGAACUCUCAGCUCCGCCUGCUCGGCGACGUGUCCGGCGUACCGCUCGACGUGCCGGGCGUGCCCGACCACCUCGUGCAGCUCUACGGCGGCGUGCACAUGCCAGUCACGCCGCUCUCGCCGUCGCCGCCGCCCCUGCAACUGCAAUUGCCGCUGGAGAUCCAGCUGAUGCUGCUCCAGCCCGACGUCAUGGACGCCGUCGGUAUGCUCGUGUGA